UGCAGGCUUACUGUAACUCAUUCGAUCAGCUCGGUACCUCCAUCGGCAGCUUAAAAUUCAAAAAGCUACUUAUAUGAUUAGUAGAUUCGAAAUUUUCAUGUCAUUCACCAGAGACUGAUACACAGGCAGCCACGAUGUCGGAUCUGGCUUUCGAGGGAAAAUCGGCUAGUUUUUUGGACUGGUUUAAGGCCUGGCCUGGGGCGAGUUUUCACGAGGACAUUGAGAUUAGAGACCUCCGAAACAGUGGCCGAGGGCGUGGAAUCGUCGCAAAAGCCGACAUUCCAGAAGAUACUGUGCUUUUCACUAUACCGAGAGCUGCCAUCAUCAAUACGCAGACGUCUGAGCUUGCUAAGAAACUACCCGUUGCCUUUGCGCCUACUGUCACAGACGAUACUGACAAUGAAGCGGAUGAUGAUGGCGGCGAGAACGGCCCGCCCGACAACUGGGUUUCUCUCAUCUUGGUCAUGAUAUACGAGUACCUGCAGGGCGAUAAUUCCCGCUGGAAGCGGUAUUUUGACGUUUUACCGACUGACUUCGACACUUUAAUGUGGUGGUCUGACGCCGAGCUGGAUUGGUUGCAGGCCAGCUCCAUCGUUCAUAAAAUUGGCAAAGAUGAUGCAGAAUCCAUGUUCCGGGCAAGGAUCCUUCCCAUCGUCGAGAAGAACGCCGAUGUCUUCUAUCCCAAUGGUGCACAGAAGCUGUCAGAAGACGCGCUCAUCUCGCUAGCUCAUCGGAUAGGCAGCACCAUCAUGGCCUACGCAUUUGACCUGGAGAACGAUGAUGACGGAGCUGAUCAGGAGGAAGAGGACGAGUGGGUAGAGGAUAGAGAGGGCAAGAUCUUGAUGGGCAUGGUACCUAUGGCCGACAUCCUCAAUGCGGACGCCGAGUUCAACGCGCACGUGAAUCACGAAGAAGACAGCUUGACUGUUACUGCCAUUCGGCCAAUUGCCGCCGGACAAGAGAUAUUAAACUACUAUGGUCCUCUCGGAAACGGGGAGCUGUUACGUCGAUAUGGCUAUACUAGUGUGCAUCAUGCCCGAUACGAUGUAGUUGAGAUCCCGUGGAAUUUGGUGGUGUCCGCCCUGAAGCAGGUCCUUGUAGUGGAUAACACAAUAUGGGGUGAAGCCUCUGCCCAAUUCGAGCCAGAAGACUUUGAAGACGCCUUCGUUAUAGACCGUGACUUGGAUGAGCCAGAUUCGCGAGGCGAGUAUCACGGUCCUAAGACACUGAAGUCACUUCCAGAAGAUCUGCGCGAACAGAUCAACACCAUUCUUAAGGCCAUAAGAAAACUGAGCCCUGAAACAAUACCCGAUAAACAGCGAAGAGAUGAAAUCUGCCUAUCUGCCAUGGGGCGUGCGUUUCAGCUCAAGCUCGCCGAAUACCCUACAAGCACCGCCGAUGAUGAAAAGCUUCUCUCUAGCAAUACAGUAUUGGGUCACCCUGGAAUGGCGCUAUUUGUUCGCUACGGUGAAAAACUUAUCCUUCAAGAGGCUAUAAGUCUUGUCAGUGAGAAGAUCAAUGGCUCCAUAGCCUCGCAAGAGGAGGAUAACCAGCCUUCGGCAAAGAGAAUUAGGACGAAGUGAAGCAUCAUACAGCUGUUAUCGAUGGCCUCCAUAGCAACUUGGGGCCUUUAUCCCGUUUUAGAUCUCUUAAACUAUGCGGCAUUCGGCUAUUCAACUUAGCGAUGCCUGGAAUCUGACGAAAAUUGACGACUCAAAAGUUUGGUGUCAUUGAUGAAUGAAGAUAAAGACUCGCUUUCCCGCCUUGUAUAGACAAUUAGAUGUUAGAAAUAGACCUCACGGGUGUCCAUUUGUUCACGGAGGCUGACUUUAAAGCUGACUUCAAGGGGCCACUUUUCCGGUUCGGCCCAAACUUCGCGGUCCUCUCUAGCUAGGUGUUCCUUGCUUGAGCGCGAUUUUGUAUAACUUAAAUCUUCGUUAGAAACUAUAUGAUGGUGUCCACUGCAAGCCAUUCCGGUUCCUUACCGUGUUAGCUUGGAGAGUUUGUGCUUGCGAAAUUCCGGGUAAGUAAGCACAUGACGGCUCUAGUGCAAGUGUAAAUCUUCA
This is a messenger RNA of Xylaria bambusicola, 2066 nucleotides long. RefSeq names its product SET domain-containing protein. The transcript has 4 exons. The coding region runs from base 135 to 1583 and encodes 482 amino acids. The record is from RefSeq and is a predicted model, not a curated record. Gene Ontology annotation, cellular component: nucleus. Lineage: Eukaryota; Fungi; Ascomycota; Sordariomycetes; Xylariales; Xylariaceae. Gene Ontology annotation, molecular function: protein binding; protein-lysine N-methyltransferase activity. Gene Ontology annotation, biological process: peptidyl-lysine monomethylation.